GGAAGGAGGUGAGCCGCUGAGCAAAGGGACAAAAAGCCGUCAGAUCAGCAGGAUGAUCACAUCUCCGGAGAUGCUUUUCACUGACUGUUCAACUUGAGAGUUUCAGUUUUUAUUUUUCUUUAUUUUUAUAUAGUUUUAAGUAAAGAAUGUUUGAAGAUUCAACCCUACACCUCUGGGUUUCUGGUUUGAGCCCCACCCUCUCUGGGCGGGGAAGGUGGUGAUUGUGUUGGGAUGUUUUACUGUUUGCAUGUGAGUGCUGCUGCAGCGAGCAGCAUUUAGAGUGAAACUAUAACGCAUGACAUAGGUGUGGCUUUUCAGACUCAUCAGGAAUCCAGGAACUUCUGGUUCACAAAAGCGGCUGAACCAGUUAUUUCCACUGAGAACAUACGAGAGUGUGAGUGGAGCAGGAAGGCAGAGAAGAGCUGAAGACAUGGCAGAGACAGCACCUGUAGAGGCAGCUCCCAUCUCCAAAGCACAGCAGCUGUGUGGCGUCUGCUCAGAUGAGCUGAGUGAAGAUGAUCCAGCCGUAUGCGGUAUCUGUGCCACCUGCCACAGAGACAAAAGUAAAGGAUGUCCAAAGUGUCUGAGCAGUCUGGUCAAACCUGAAACUCCCAAAGAAAACUUGACAGCUGAAGCCCCUGAGAUCAGAAACAAAAAAGAACAAAAUCAGAACUUAAAGAUAAAGAAGGAGGUCAAAUUCCAGGAGGAUCUGAAGGAAUCUGAAGAUCCCGAGAAGCCUGCAGGGGACAAGAAGGAGACAGAACCACAGACAGAUGAGGAGGUGAAGGAGGAACCUUUAGGUCCUGACGAUGUGGUGUGUGACUCCUGCAUUGGGAGUCCCCGCAGAGCACUCAAGUCCUGCCUCACCUGCCUGGUCUCGUACUGCGAGGCCCACAUCCGGCCUCACCUAGAAAACCAGAAGUUUCAGAACCACCGGCUGGUGGAGCCACUCAGGGACAUCGAGAGGCGCACCUGCGAGAGCCACAAGUGGCCCCUGGAUCUGUUCUGCUGCGCCGACACCUGCUGCAUCUGUCAGGGUUGCAUGACGGAGGACCACCGGGGCCACAACACCAUGCCGGUGGUGGACGCUCGCAGACGGAUAGAGAAAGAACUGAAGGAGAAGCAGAGUGAGAUGGUGAAGACAGUGACGGCAGCCGAGAACGCCAUCAACAAACUCCAGCUCAACAGAGUUUCUAUUGAGCACUCUGUGAAGGAUGUACGGGCGGUGAUCGAGAGCCAGUUUGAGGAACUGCAGGCAGUGGUGGAGAGGGCCAAGCGGGAGGUGACGGAGAUCCUGGAGGGUGAGAAGAAGCAGGCGCUGAAGCAGGCAGAGGGCAUCCGGGUUCACCUGGAGCAGAGGUGCUCGGAGCUGAAGAAGACUCAGGCUCAGAUGGAGAAGCUCUCCAGAAAUAAGAAUGAUGUGGACUUCCUGCAGGAGUAUGCAGAGUGGAAGAAAGAAGCCCCCGAUAACUCCCUGCCUGGAGUCUCCGUCGGCCUGAUGGACCACCUGAACUCCUUCAGCCGGGUGAUUGUUGACUCCACGCAGGAUCUCUGUGCCAUGCUGGUGUCUUCAUACACAGAGAAAAUCAAAGAGACGUGCAGGAACGAUAAAAUGGGAAUAAAGACAACAGUCAAAGAAAUGGUGGCAGCCAGGCACAACGAGUCUUUACCUGAUCCAAAGACGCGGGUGGAUUUCCUCAAAUAUGCCUCUCCAUUAAGUUUCGAUCCAGACACGGUUCACAAGUUCCUCCGCCUGACCGAGGAGAACAGGAAGGUGACCAACACCACCCCCUGGCAGCAUCCUUAUCCCGACCUUCCUGAACGCUUCGAGAACUGGCGGCAAGUUCUGGCUGCAGAAAGUUUCUACCUGGGCCGGCACUACUUUGAGGUAGACAUCAACGGCGAGGGCACGCACGUCGGUCUGACCUACAAGAGCAUCAACCGCAAGGGCAGCGAGAGCACCAGCUGCAUCACGGGGAACAACUUCUCCUGGUGCCUCCAGUGGAACGGACGCACCUUCUCCGCCUGGCACAGCGACGUGGAGACCCCGCUGAACUUAGAGAAGUUCACUCGUAUCGGGGUUUAUGUUGACUACACGGGAGGCCUGCUGGCUUUUUAUGGGGUAGAUGGCACCAUGAUGCUCAUCCAUGAGUACCAGGCGGAGUUCCUGGAGCCUCUGUAUCCAGCUUUCUGGCUGUCCAAGAAGGAGAAUGUCGUCUUCUUGGUGGCACCUGGAGAGUCUUUACCCCUGAAAAGCCCCUCUCCUCCCACUUCACCUGCAAACGGAGCCAUUGUUUUACAAAAAUGAACAUGUGAGAGCCACCGUCUGGAAAAUAGGGACAAUGUGGAAACUCCUGACAUUUUUAAUGUGUUUACAGCAGAUUUUAUUUCACGGUUGAAUCAUAUUUAUGCCCAUGUGUGCCUUUGAAAACAAUGUUGCUGGAAAUGUUCUAUAUUUUCUGUAUGCAAAUAAAAAUAGUAUUUUCAUUUAGAAAAAA
This is a messenger RNA of Melanotaenia boesemani (Boeseman's rainbowfish), 2498 nucleotides long. RefSeq names its product tripartite motif containing 16 (gene trim16). The transcript is spliced from 6 exons. Bases 431 to 2308 code for a protein of 625 amino acids. The record is from RefSeq and is a predicted model, not a curated record. Lineage: Eukaryota; Metazoa; Chordata; Actinopteri; Atheriniformes; Melanotaeniidae. Gene Ontology annotation, molecular function: protein binding; zinc ion binding.